GUAAAUAGAAUGAUCUUGCUCUUUAUUUCCUUUCAGCGGUAGUAGAAGCAAAUUUUCACUCAAGCACAUCAUGAAGUGGGCGAAAGCUGUACAGUUUCAGGUUUCUUGACGAUGAAAUAUGUCAAUACGACUCACUCCAUGAUAUACAUGUGAUACCGAAAUUCGACGAAGGUUACAGAGACUGUCAAAUAGACAUCGAAUUUUGUAAACAUCGCUUACUCUUGUGUAUUAAUCUUAAAGAUAUAACGAUUUCUUCCGUCCACGAGCCAAGGAGUUCUACCGUCGUGGAAUAUAUAACCUGAAAACGAUAUUAUAGUUCAAAGUUAAUUCGUCCUCGAUGGCUGUUUAGUCCUAAAAGGAACUGAACUGAAUUUAGUACUCUCAGAAUCCUAGCAUGGCCGAUGAAAACAACGUGGUGUUUCGCCAUAUAGACCGUAAUGAAAUCGACCGUAAUAGUCGACCAGAAUCGGCACAUAAAGGGAACCUAAAACGCCUUAAAACAAGCAGUGUUAGCGGCUUUCAAAGAUGGGAAAAAGAGAAUGAGCUACUCUGGGCCAUGCUCGAAGAUGAAACAGAAUGGCUUGCAAAACUAUUUCCAGAUAUUGUCAUUACACCUGAGUUAUUUUUCUACACACUUGAAGAUGGCGUUGUCCUUUGUCGCUUGGCAAACUUGGUUCAGCAAUCCGCCGAGCAGUAUGGCAAGAAAAAUAAAGUGAAGGUGCCGUCAAAACGAUUCAAGUUCCACACAAGCAUACCGAAAAAGAACAAGCAACUCGCCUUGUUCAAGUCCCGUGAGAACGUACAAGGAUUUCUCACGUGGUGCAGGCAAAUCGGAAUUUCCGAUUCCAUUUUAUUCGAGUCAAACGAUGUUGUGGAAGCGGAUGAAUGUCGCGAGGGAUGUCGGGAAGUUGUGAUAUGUCUCAUGGAAAUCGCACGCAGAGCAUCAGGUAUGUUCAAGUUUACUCCAAUUCCUAAACUUAUUCAACUGGAAAAAGAAAUAGAAAUCGAGGAACAAGAAGAUGCAGAAAAAGAGGAAAUUGAUCAGGUCGAUUACGCAAGUUCUGAGGAGGAGCCACAUUUUGGUGGUCCCAAUGCCGACACGGGCUCUUCGCACGGAGAGAACCAUCGUUCUUCACCAGUCGAUGAUGAUGUUGGGGGAAAGAAAAGAAUCGAGGACAUACCGAAGAGUGAACUUGACAAAGAGGUGUUGAAGAUUAUCGACAAUUUCAACUUUUACAACAUUCGUAAAAUCAAAGAAGGAAAAUACAUGAUACUGGGGAAAAUUAUCUUCGUUCGAAUGUUAAACGGGCAUGUUCUCCUUCGUAUCGGUGGAGGAUGGGAUACGCUGGAGCAUUAUCUCUUGACACAUUUACCUAAAUUUGCUGCAUCUGAAAACGGUCAUUCUGCUACGGAAACGGUGGAACCUUCUGUGUCAAAAACUCCGCAGAAAUCUCAACUCACAAAGAUUUUAGACAAAGCCAAAAAGGAGCAGCAAUUAAGAGCCACGCCAUCACCUUAUCGUCCAGCUGGUGUGAACGGAAGCGAAUCAGACGAAGAGGACGACGAGAAAGACAUUACAAACGCUAUUAGAAAGAUUGAAUUAUCUGUUAAUCAAAACAUAGCCACAAGAAGGAAGAAUUCAAGACAUUUGCUCGAAGAAACUCCGCAAAAAUCUCCAACAAAACAAGCCAUUAUUACUUUAUCUCCGGAUAACACUUGUAUCUCAGAAAAAAACUCAAAGUCUAAAUCACUGAGUAGCAAAGAUAUGGAUGGUGUAGAGCAACAAAACGAAAUUACUGGCGAGAUGUUCACUGCAGAAAAUGAUAGCAGGAACAACGUUGAUGUAUUUCAUGUCACUCCUGAUGAGAAUAACGAGGAAAAUAUGAUUAACAUUGAAAAUAAAGAAGAACUUCACAUGGACGAUAAUACUGAGGGUUCUGCGUUUGCUAAAGCUACGGAUAAUUCAAAGGAUGUCGUCAACAUUGGUGGCGAUAUGAAAUCAAAAGGUUGUGAGCAAUUUAUAACGAGCGAAAACGAGCAACGUAGCCAAGAGAUCGACAGUCAUAUUCAAAAUCCAACCGAUGCACCUGCCGUUUUGUCCGUUGAUCACAAAAUUGAAAGCAAUUUCCCAACCAAAGAUGGUGACUUAGUUUCAAGAGACUUACAAAAUGAAUUCGUUGAUCCUAAAAUGGAUUCUCAGAUAUCCGAAAGUAAUCCUGAUGUUACUGAAGUAAACAAAAAUGCAAAUGAAAUUGUUGGUGAAGACAUUUCAGAGGAUACUGCACAAGAGUUCGUCAGCUCAUCCACAACUCCAGAAAUUCCUCAAACUCCCGCGAAAUCUCCCAGUCCUACUAGAGAAGCUGACUUAGAAAAGCCAGAUAAAACAAAAACAAGAAAGCCCGGCAGCACUAAGUCCGAAACGAAAAAAGAACCUGUCAGCUCAACAACCUUGCGUCCAAAGAGUGCGAAAGCAUCGACAAGGCCAGAUAAUACUAUGGCUCGGAGCAACAAGAAACCCACUGUAAAAUCAAGUACAAGCAACGCUUCAAAAACUAAACUUGGCAGCAAAGCAUCCAGUGUUGCAGCUACUGUAUCGGGUAAACCCACAACAGGCGGUCGGCUGAGUGGUAAAAGUUCAUCCACACACAGUACUACAACAGUUACUUCUAAACCAGAGUCAAAGGCAUCUACUAAAGUAACUUCAUCUGCUCGACCUGUCGCUUUCGGUUCAACAGCGUCUUCCGUCUCUUCCAAGAAACCCACAUCUAAAUCCCGACCUGCCCCUGUGACGUCUGAAAGAAAGACCACAGCCAAUGGAAAAGUAAAGACGACAGUUCCGAAGGUACAGUCUUGGUCGAGCACAACAAGCAGACCACAAAGUGGCAGACCGACUAGUAAACCGACAGAUUCUGCGAAAGAUGUGAGUAAAGAAAGACCGACAUCUCCUGCAAAAUCGCUUGUUCGUAAAACGCAGACACGCACGGUAACUACAACAAAGACGACGCGCGUUGGGGAUGGUAAACCAGAGAUCAAAUCUCAGACGAUGAAGACUACACGCACAACAACUGAGGCAAAUGGGGAAAAAACAACGAAAACCACUGUAAAGGAGUUGACCCCAACCGGUCGAAAACCACUUCGUAUGACCACUGAGAAAACAGAGCCAGUUACUGGUUCUAAAAAAUCAGCAAAGUUGUCCACGCUCUCCAAGACCGGUGCGGGAAAUGUCAAAACAGGAACUUCGAAGACUGCGGCAAAACUGAAUGAAAAAACUGACAGCGAAAAACCAAGCAGAAAGAAAACUACAUCGAGUGCAACAGCCAGCAACAAACAUGUAAAGACUAAGAUUAAAGAAAUUCCUAAGGGAAAAACUGUAAAAGAGUUGUCAAAUGCAUUGGGUAUUACUAAACCUUUAAAGAAAGUAGAGUUUAAUGAACAAAAGAAAGCAUCUGCAGAGGAAAAACUGCCGGUUUUGAAAUCUGUUGAACCUCCAGAAAGCUUGCAGGCUCAAAUAUCAUUGGAAGGAAAAGACAGCGUAAUACCCGAGACUUCUCUGCCGAAGCCAGUUGGUUACUUACAGGAACCUGAAGAUAUUUCACUUGGACUAAGUGGUAUCUCACAUCAAUCGAAAGAUGUUCCAGAAGAACCACAAGAUACCUCUCAGAAUCCUGAAUGUAACACACAGAAACCUGUAGAUCACGCUCAGGAGCCUGAAAAUAUCACACAAGAAGCUAAAGAUAACUCACAACAACCUGAAGAUUACGCACAAGAACCAGAUGUUACGGCACUAAACACUAAAGAUGCCUCACAGGUAACUGAGGAUGAUGCACAGGAAUCAAAGGUUACCACACAAGAAGCUGAAGAUACCUCACAGGUACCUGAGGAUGAUGCAAAAGAACCUGAUGUUAUCACACAAGAAACUAAAGAUACUUCACAGAUACCUGAGGAUGAUGCACAGGAACCAGUUAUUACCAGACAAGAAACUAAAGAUACCUCACAGGUACCUGAGGAUGAUGCACAGGAACCAGUUAUUACCAGACAAGAAACUAAAGAUACCUCACAGGUACCUGAGGAUGUUGCACAGGAACCAGUUAUUACCACACAAGAAACUAAAAAUACCUCACAGGUACCUGAGGAUGAUGCACAAGAACCAGAUGUUACUAAACAAGAAACUAAAGGUACCUCACAGGUACCUGGAGAUGAUUCACAAGAACUAGAUGUUACUAAACAAGAAACUAAAGAUACCUCACAGGUACCUGAGAAUGAUGCACAGGAACCAGUUAUUACCACACAAGAAGCUAAAGAUACCUCACAGGUACCUGGAGAUGAUGCGCAAGAACUAGAUGUUACUAAACAAGAAACUAAAGAUACCUCACAGGUACCUGAGGAUGAUGCACAGGAACCAGUUAUUACCACACAAGAAACUAAAGAUACCUCACAGGUACCUGGAGAUGAUGCACAAGAACUAGAUGUUACUAAACAAGAAACUAAAGAUACCUCACAGGUACCUGAGAAUGAUGCACAGGAACCAGUUAUUACCACACAAGAAGCUAAAGAUACCUCACAGGUACCUGGAGAUGAUGCGCAAGAACUAGAUGUUACUAAACAAGAAACUAAAGAUACCUCACAGGUACCUGAGGAUGAUGCACAGGAACCAGUUAUUACCACACAAGAAGCUAAAGAUACCUCACAGGUACCUGAGGAUGAUGCACAGGAACCAGUUAUUACCACACAAGAAGCUAAAGAUACCUCACAGGUACCUGGAGAUGAUGUGCAAGAACUAGAUGUUACUAAACAAGAAACUAAAGAUACUUCACAGGUACCUGAGGAUGAUGAAAAGGAACCAGAUUUUACAACACAAGAAACUAAAAAUACCUCACAGAUACCUGAGGAUGAUGCAAAAGAACCAGAUUUUACAACACAAGAAACUAAAGAUACCUCAGAGAUACUUGAGGAUGUUGCAAAAGAACAUGAUGUUGUCACACAGGAAGCUAAAGAUUCUUCACAUGUACCUGAAUAUAUCACACGUGAAGCUGAAGAUGUUGUACAGAAAGCAGAUAAUCUUUCACAGAAAACUAAUAAUACAACGCAAGAACCUAAAGAGAUCUCUCAGGAACCUAAAAACAUAAUAUAUGAACUUAAAGAUAUUUCACAGGAACCUAACGAUAUCUCAAAGGAGACAGGAGAUAUUGGGCAGGAAUCUGAUGAGACUGUAGCGAUAAAGCAUACUGACUUAGUUUUGAAAAAGGAUGCUAGUUUGGAAGCUUCAUCAGUGGCAGAUUCAGCUGGUGAAAUGCUUGGGAAUGUUGAUGAAACAAUAGCGUCAACCAAGGAUGAUAUAAACACGAUUAAUGAAUACAGAAAUGUUAGCCAGAGCAGCUUAGAUACUCACGAAACUGACCAUCUUGCACACGUGGAAAUUAAAGAGGAUUUUACUGAUCAAUUAAAAGAUGAAUGUGAUGGUGUAGUUUCCCCAAAUGUAGAGGAACGCUUCGAAGGUUCAAUUCCCGUUUCUGCUGGAUCGUCAAACGUCAAAUCUUCGUCUGAAAUUCAUGAACAUGCUAAUAGUUUAUCUGAAACGAUGGACGAACCAAAAUAUGAGAGCCCGGCUCACACUGGGAAUGUUGACGAGAGUGUCGAUGUAAUUAUAGUUCCAGAAGGUGAAACUUCUCGCGAAAUUGACUCAUUUCCAUCUACUGAAGCUUGGGGGGCUGUUGAGCAUAAGUCAGAAAAGAGUACUGAUGCUAAAAUUACUGAGAAUAACAACGUGGAGAUCGAGGAAAAGUUGGAUUCGCAUCUUAUUCUGUCCAUGAAUGGUUCGGAAGAUGAUUGCGGUGACCAGAAUGUACAUGAUUUUAAUUCGUUUGCAAAGUCUAAUGGCUGUCCGAGUGUGGGCCUGGGAAUUGUUGAUGAUUCAACCAAUGCUGAUUCCUGAUUUUAGGGACAAAAUACAGUUGACAGCCUCUUGUAGUAAGAUCAAUUAGUGUUAUGCCGUUGUGUGUUAUGCCGUUGUGUGUUAUUUGUAGGACAUUAUUUAUUGGAAAUAGCGAAGAUUUGGGAGAUAUUUACCAAUGACUAAAUCAUAUUCACUUUCUAGUAAAGCUAUAAAAUGGAGAAAAAUGAGCUAACUUGAUAGCAUAUCGAUAGUAGAUUGUAUUUAUUUGCACAUUUUAUACAUUGUGCUAUUUCACAGGAACCAAUAAUUUAUACACAUUAAUGCAACAUGAAAGUGAUGUAUUGUGUCGACCAGCCAUUGAAUGAAAGAAUAGUAUUUUACUUACGUUGUUUAUAAAGUGUAUGCAAAUGUAAUGAUUAGAUUAUUAAUUUUGACAUUCUAA
Xenia sp. Carnegie-2017 is the source of this 6335-nucleotide messenger RNA. RefSeq lists its product as uncharacterized. NCBI's taxonomy places the organism in Eukaryota, Metazoa, Cnidaria, Anthozoa, Malacalcyonacea, Xeniidae. Gene Ontology annotation, biological process: protein localization to microtubule plus-end; regulation of microtubule polymerization or depolymerization; microtubule bundle formation. Gene Ontology annotation, molecular function: cytoskeletal adaptor activity; microtubule binding; actin filament binding. The record is from RefSeq and is a predicted model, not a curated record. Gene Ontology annotation, cellular component: microtubule plus-end; stress fiber; actin filament.